Messenger RNA from Pestalotiopsis fici W106-1, 729 nucleotides. RefSeq lists its product as uncharacterized. The record is from RefSeq and is a predicted model, not a curated record. Gene Ontology annotation, cellular component: mediator complex; core mediator complex. Bases 1 to 729 code for a protein of 242 amino acids. Gene Ontology annotation, molecular function: transcription coregulator activity. The transcript has 2 exons. Lineage: Eukaryota; Fungi; Ascomycota; Sordariomycetes; Amphisphaeriales; Sporocadaceae. Gene Ontology annotation, biological process: regulation of transcription by RNA polymerase II.
AUGGCCGACGACGGCGAGUCGAAAAACGCCAUCACGAGCACAUUCCCCGCCCCUCCGCCCUUUUGGAAAGAUUUCACUCCCGACAAUGUUGCCAGAAUCACCGACCUACGCCAGGAGCAAGUUGAGCGAGAGGGCAUCGCAGAUCCCAGUACCGUCCGCCUCUCUGGCCUGCCCGACAAUCUGAGAAACUUACAACCACCGUCCGAGCCAGCUAGUGGCGCCUGGCGUGUAUUUGGCCAGAAUUAUGCACUUCAAGAGGAGCUACCGAGUCUCGACAAUGGCACUGGCAUUCGAAAACUUUUCCCAGAACCUGAGGAGAGAGACCAGGACGGCAAACAUUUCGACCGGGCGACCAUACUGAAGCGUCUGGCCAAGAGUCUACUGCUUAACUUCCUGGAACUCACCGGUAUCCUGUCCAGCAAUCCAGGAGCGGCUGAAGAUAAGAUUACAGAUAUUCGCGAUCUUUUUCUCAACUUCCAUCACCUAAUCAAUGAAUACCGGCCUCAUCAAGCGCGAGAGUCUUUAAUCUCCAUGAUGCAAGCCCAGCUUGACCGGACCCGCGCCGAAACCAAUGCAAUUCGCGACGUCAAGGAGAAGGUUGAGCGAAUGCUUGAAGGUCUCGGGAGCCUCAAAAUGGAGGAUACGUCAAGUGGGGCAGGAGAGGCGAAGCACAUCAUUGGGAAUCAUGAUUUGAUGCUAGACAGUGUCCUGGAUGUCGAACUUGCCUGA